Bombina bombina (fire-bellied toad) is the source of this 4613-nucleotide messenger RNA. RefSeq names its product SRY-box transcription factor 4 (gene SOX4). The transcript has a single exon. The record is from RefSeq and is a predicted model, not a curated record. Gene Ontology annotation, biological process: anatomical structure morphogenesis; cell differentiation; positive regulation of transcription by RNA polymerase II. The coding region runs from base 709 to 1872 and encodes 387 amino acids. NCBI's taxonomy places the organism in Eukaryota, Metazoa, Chordata, Amphibia, Anura, Bombinatoridae. Gene Ontology annotation, molecular function: DNA-binding transcription activator activity, RNA polymerase II-specific; RNA polymerase II cis-regulatory region sequence-specific DNA binding.
GGACCGCUCUUUAGCUGCAGAAAAAGAGAGAAACUGUGAGAAGUGGGGGCCCCAACGAACAUAAAACAUAUACAAAAUAUACAUAUCCAUCUGUUUAUUACAAUUGUAACCAGGGGUGACCGUCAAUUUUAAGCACCCCUUACUGAAACCAGGAUAAAAAGUAUAUUAAACCGUUUCUCCAAGCUUUUCUACGCGGAAUUUUGGAUUUUUUUAAUGAACAUUUACUCUUCAUUUUGUAUCCGCAAGUCUUCCUUGCAUCCUUGGAAUCGGACCAGUAUAAUAAAAAAAAAAUCAGCAGACUGUUCAGAGUUUGCAAGCAGACUGUGCAGAGUUUAUGCUUUCCAAUGUAAUGUCGAGGAAAAAGCUCGUGAACUGAAAUCAACUGCUGCAGGGAAAGGAAAAAAAAAACUGAAACACGAGUGACGGCAGGAGGAAAAAAACGUGGGUGAGAGACUGCUUGAGAACUGCUCUGCUCUUAAUCACAGUCCUAAACUAUAAGAGACUCAGGUUGGAACUACUUCAGGAGAAAAGACUGUUGUAAUCUGUUUUCUUUUUUAAAAAAAAAACAAUUCUUCACCUUGACUCAGGCACUUGAUUGUUAUUAUAUGAACUGCUUAUAUUUUAUGUACAAGUGCCAGCUCACUUGUCUGUGCGAGCAGACAGAUUGCAACCACGGGAUUAAUAACUAAACUCUCUGAUAACAGCAUCAUGGUACAGCAAAGUAUCAAAACAGAGAACCCGGAGGAGCUGCUGGCCGGGGAGAGCUCGGACUCUGGGGCAAGCAUCGAGCUAGACAUGGCAUGUUCUCCCACGCCGGGUGCUACAGCUUCCACCGGAGGAAAAGCUGAUGAUCCGAGCUGGUGCAAGACACCCAGCGGGCAUAUAAAGAGACCCAUGAAUGCUUUCAUGGUGUGGUCGCAGAUAGAGCGGAGAAAAAUUAUGGGACAGUCGCCAGAUAUGCACAAUGCUGAGAUCUCCAAGCGGCUCGGCAAGCGCUGGAAGCAGCUCAAGGACAGCGACAAGAUCCCCUUUAUCAGGGAGGCAGAACGGCUGCGGCUCAAACACAUUGCCGACUACCCGGACUACAAGUACCGUCCCAGAAAGAAGGUGAAGUCCGGCGGUUCUAAGCCUGGGGAGAAGUCCUGUAGCAUCCCGGUGGGUAAUAGCAGCUGCAGCGCCAGCAACAAGACCCCCGUGAAGAAGAGCAGCGGGACCAAGUUGUGCAGCAGCAAGCAGCCGGGCAAGCUGGUGCUGAGCGGUAAAGCCUUCCAGGAACAGCCGUGUAUGCUGGACCACCAUUCGCUUUACAAGUCCCGGACCGCAGCCUCCAGCUCUAAGCAGGGAAGUUUGGACAAGAAGCCAAAGCACCGUGUCUACAUUUUUGGUGCUUCGGGCUACCAGAGCUCUUCACCAGUUGCCGUCCCAGCAAGCCCUACCCUGAGCAGCAGCUCUGCCGAGCCCAGCGACCCGCUGAGUUUGUAUGAGGACGCAGGCGGCUCCAUGCACGACUCUCCCGACUCCCCCUCUGAGCACAGCGGAUACCCCAGGGCAUCCUCUCCGGCCCCAUCAACCUCCCACUCUUCCUCCUCGGCUGCAUCCUCGCCUUCCUCAGCAUCCUCCUCCUCCUCUUCUUCAUCCUCAGACGAGGAACUGGAGGAUGAGCUGCUGGAACUCAACCCCAGCCCGGGCUUUGAAAGCAUGUCCCUGGGCAGCUUCAGCUCAUCCGCCCUGGACAGGGACCUGGACUUUAACUUUGAACCGGGCUCGGGCUCUCACUUCGAAUUCCCGGACUAUUGCACCCCAGAGGUGAGUGAGAUGAUCUCAGGGGACUGGCUGGAAUCCAGCAUUUCCAACCUGGUGUUCACCUACUGAGCUAGGCAGCCCAGAUAGACGGGGGGUAAUGACCCACAGUCAUGAAGCAUCCACUGAGAGAGAGAAGAGCAGGAAGAGCUCUCUGCUGAAACUAACUGACUGAACCUCUGCUUUACUUAGAUAAAAUACAGUAAUAUGAAAGGGAUUGUUGUCUUAGCAGCCCAUUGUGUGAGGACCCCCAUUUAAUAACCUUCCCACAAAAACAGCCCCCUUAGUCUAUGUAGGUACUGCAUGACUGGGGAGGUGUGAGCAUCUAAUGCAGCAUUAAUAGGGUUCAUCUGGGGGCUGCAACACUUGGAUAAAAGAAGACACAAUGAGAUCUAAAAAAUAUUAAAGAGCUGAAGUAAUAUUCAUAAUGAAAUGUGUGAAGAGAGGAAGAAGCAGUCCUUUUAGCAGCAUUAAUUGUCUUUCUUCCCAGCCUGAGAGAGAUUGGACUCUCCCUCACAGCAGCAGGCUUGCACACCUUCCAGCAGGAGAGGAGAGGAAGGGGCAGCAGAUACUUAAAGUGAAAAAGAGACUGACAUCAUUUAGGUGGGCGAAGAGGCGCCAGAAAUAACCUCCCCAUAACCCCCUUUUCCUCUUUGGGAGUCAGUCUAGAGGAUUAGGGAUUUUUUUAUUUUUAAUUUUAGUAGUUAUGGGACUGUAAUGGAUUUGCACGUCUGAAGAAGGAUGGCACCCCUUUGGGUUACCCAGCUUUUUCUUUACCCAUUCCUGAAAGGAUGGACUUUUUAUCAAGGACACUAUUUUGGAAAGGAAGGCAGAGCUUUUUGAACUACACCAAGUUACAUAUUUAUGUGGUACUGGGGAGGGGGGAAAGGGCGAUUCUUUUAAAAAUGUGUUUCUCUUGCUCAGAAUCGUGAUGGUGUUGGAUUAUUUCACUGGUGGGUUAAUAUAGCAUGUUAUCCUGUCUAUCUUUUUAAGGUUUCUGUAAGACUGUUGAACAGUUUUAGUGUUAGGAUAAUAUAAAGCAGAUAGAUGGCGCUAUGUUUGAUUCCUACAAAAAUCACCAGCUUUUUUUCUCAUUUUUAACUCUUUAAGGAUUCAAACGCAACUCAAAUCUGUGCUGGACUUACAAAUAAUUCAGGACCAAAAUUUUCUCAGAGUAUGUAUGUUAUUAUUCAGUAGGUGUAAAUGACAGAUUGUUUUUGUUAUCUUUUUCAUUGGUGAUCCACAUUGUUUCCCCCUGUUGUAAAUGUAAUCAAAUGCCAUUUUAUACGUAGAUCUAUUUAUACUGGCCAAACUUUUUUUUAUUAUUAUUUACAAAAAAAUAUUUUUCAUUUUGUUUGGUAGUACUCCUUCCCUACCCACUCCAUUUUUAUGUCUCCUUCACUGAAGGGCUAGAGUUUUAACUUUUAAUUUUUUAUAUUUAAAUGUAGACUUUUGACACUUUUAAAAAAAGAAAGAAGAGAUGAAAACGUUUGAUUAUUUUCUCAGUGUAUUUUUGUAAAAAAUAUAUAAAGGGGGUGUUUUAAUCGGUGUCAAUCGCUGUUUUGGAUUUCCUGACAAUAUUAAAAACACAGGGCGGCUGGUUGAUAUCUCGUACAAUAAAAAUUUGAACCAGCCUAAUUCUCCAUGUUUACACACACUUCAAUCUGCAGGCUUUUUAUUUUAAAGUCACAGCAUCCCUUACAGCCUGGUGCACUCAUAUUGUGUUCACACCUCCAGUUUAUUCCUAAUACACUGUAUAUUGUUUGAGAAUACAAAAAUAAUGUCUUGUAUUAAUCAUAUGUAGUAUUUAUAUAGCGCUUUAUUACUAUACUUAAGAUAUUUUUAUUAUUUUGUGCAGCCAUCUCCUUGGUGGAACCCUGACAGCACAUUAAUUUUUGGCACUGUUUCUGCAUGGCAGACUCCAAAGAGGAGAAGGGAACAAUAUUUUAAUUGCCUUUUUACAGUAUACAGACAGUGAUAGGACAUUGAGCCACACGUGGUGUUUUUGUUUUAUACUGCUCAGCCAGUCUCCUUUACUUUUAGACGUUCAAAUUUUCUAAUCCUUUUGAUGAUUUGUAGUUUGUAAGAAUUGCUUGUUUGUCCUUUUUAUCUUAGAAAGGUUAGCUAAGUUAGUCUGUAUUCAGAUGCUUUAAAGCAACCAGUGCACAUAAUAAGCAAAAAAGGGAUUCUGUAGCUUUAAACUUUGACCACAUUUUUGCACUUUUUUUAUAAUUCAAAAAAUAAAAAUAAAAAAAAUAAACCGUGCCGUUUAAACCACUGGAUCUAUCUAAAUGCCGAUUUGAGUUCGCGACACUAUGUACUGCGUUUUCAUUCUUGUAUUUGACUAUUUAAUCCUUUAUACUUGUCGCUAAACUAUAAUUGUUUUAGUCUCUCUUUGGCAUGAUGAUAGCAUAUGUAUUCAGGUUUCUAGCUGUUGUGUUUUAUGAUUAAAAACAAAAAUUGAAGACAUCUUUGUACAUUUUAAGUCUACUAUGAUAAGCAAAAAAAGAAAAAGACAAAAAAAAAAGAAUGUGUGUUUAUGUAUUACAUGACAGGCACUAGGACUUUACCUUAUUGAGGCAGGUCUGUUUUAACAUAAUUUUUUAAAACUUUUUUGUAAUCCAUCCUGUGCAAUAUGCCGUAUUAAAUAAUUUUGUCUCGCCAUCAAGCUGCAGCAAAGAUUUGAGGCAUAAAAUAUGCCAGCUAAUCAUGUCUAUUUCACUGCCUGUCAGAUUGUUGAUAUACCUUCUGUAAAUAACUUUUUGUUUUUUUAAAGGAAAUAAAAUCAGCUGGAACUGAACCCUUAAACGUGA